CGGAGAUAUCCAAGACGUGGUGACGGAAGGAAAGUCAACGAGUGAAAGAGACAGACAGAAGAAGCAGCGAUGGCACUCGGGUCCUUGUCUUGGUGUCUCGGUGCAGCGUUGGCACUGUUUUGUGGCUCCUCGUGGCCCCAGGUGCAUUCUUCCCUGGCACCGGAGAACGAGGUGCCACUUCGCCCAACUACAUGGUUCCCAGAAGGAAAGAUCACAUCUCUUACUCUCCCCAAAGGACGAACCCGCAGGCUAUACUUCACGCUGAAGAAGAAGGCUCCGGGGAUGUCGGUGACUGUCAGUCCCUGUGACCUCCCCAUCGAAUGGAGCCUUUCAGCACGGACCCUGAAGGACAAACCCCUCAAGAGCCUGGAGUGGAGCAGCAAAAAGAGUACGCCCGAGGUGUGGUGGCAAGGUCCGGGGAGUGAGGAGAAAAUGUACAGCUUCACAGGCAGUGCAAUUGACACCUACAAGGGUCCUUCCAAAUCCCAUGCCACCAUCUACAUCCUGAGGCUGCGCUCCAAACAGCAGAACACCAGAGCUACAGUGUACCUCCAUGAAGGCCCGGGGCCCUCCGGAGCCUUCCCCCUGCUCCCAGCUGACCACAGAGUUCACACUCUGGGUGUAGGCAUGACCAGUGUCACCCUCAGCUGGGCGCCCAGUGCCUCCAUCACCAGCCUCCCUCAGUCACAGAAAAGCUACGAUUACUGUGUCCUCGCCAACUCUCAGAAAAACUACCCCAGUGUUUGUGCUGCACGAGAGAAAAUAGGGAAAAAGAACGGCCAAAAAGAAGAAAAGAAGGAGCGGAGGAGGAGAGUGACAGCAUGGCCCAUUUUGAAAGAGUGGUGGUGGCAGCAGUGGGACUCGUACCCAGAAGCCCAGAGUGCAGCGUCUUCCCCCACUGAUGAGUAUUCUGAUCUCCAGUGUGUGUGUCAGGGGACAGAGAGUGUUUGCACCGUCUCUGAGCUCCUGCCGGAGACGCAGUAUUACUUUGACGUGUUUGUGAUCGACAGGCUGAACGGGACCAGCAUGGCGUACAAGGGGACAUUUGCUCGAACGCAUGAGGAGGCUCGGGCUGCGAUCGUCACUCUGAGAGAAGGAGAGCUGAGGUGGGUGACCUUCAGCGACAGAGGCUCCAACUCCGAGCAGUUCUUCACUUUCCGUCCACGGGGCAUUCAGCAGAGUGGCCUCCUCACUUUGCAGAGCUGCAGCGGAGGUGAAAAAGUCAAGGUCACUGUGUCAAGUAAAGGUCAGGUUUUGAGCUCCCAGGCUGUCGGGGGAGAUUUAGCACACAUUUGGCUCCAGGGAAGUCCGUCCUAUCUCAUCCACUUGGAGCGAGAAGGAACUACCCCAAGCAGGAUGUCUGAUGCUGCUGACCCAGCUUUGGGAGGUCUGAUGGCUUCAGUGAAAAUGCAGACCUCCUCAGCCUACCACCGGAGAGGGGUCCCAUCUCUACCCUCCACCUUGCAGAUAAAGUCCUUCAACAGGUUACGUGGUUGCAACAGCGUCACCCUAGCGUGGAUGGGCACAGAGGAAAGAAGCUUGUACUGUGUGUACCGCAGGAAGCUGGGCGAGCAUGGAGCAGAAGCAGGGGGAGCGUCUGCUCUAACUUCGCCCUGUCUGGGACCAGAGUCCCGCUCUGACACCGAGAGGGUUCUCUGCAAGUAUUUCCAGGAGCUGAAUCCUCGGCGGGCCGUCACUACUGCUGUGAUCGGGGGCCUGGAGCCAGGGAUGGCCUAUGUGUUUGAUGUCUAUCUAAUGAGACGCUGGGGGAUCCCUAUCAAGUAUGCCAGCAAGAUGUUGAAGACCAGAAAGGAGUGCUGAGCUGCCGCCCCCUACAGGAGAUUUUAAGACUGUCCCACUUUAGGGGAAAAUGCAUCGGCCAUGGACAUGCUGUAAAGACUGACCAUGAGAACAAAGCCAUUGGACUGUUGUGGAGAGACUGUAGCCAUAACAAGGAAACAUUCCCCCUGGAGGAGAAAUGGUUUUAUUCAAACUCCACUUGCACUAUCAAUGCAAGUGGAUGGAAACAUAUGAGAAGGAUCUGCACACCAGCAAAAGUUCAUAACAUUUACAAUACAACUCUUGUGCUCUUGUCAUUUUGUUUUUCAUUGUUUAUCAUGAUUAUGAUGUGCCAGUUGUCCAAGUGCUUAUUUUGUGUCGGAGUACAAAGGACAAAUGAGUUUUUUGAUGACAGAAAGUCAAUACAAAAACAACAACAGAGACUGUGCCAAAUAUGCAACAGAAACAGAUGGGGCAGUAAUUGGAUAACAUCUGAGACGGGGGUUUGCAGCGUAUAUCUUCAGUGCUGCAUAUUGUACAGGCUUAUAAACACAGAUGGGUGCAAUCUACAGAUGCUUAGUUCAAAGUCAGUGUGUAUCUUGUGUUCUGCUUUCGCAUGAAGCAGUGAAAAAUACUUAGUGACUUGCCUCAUUGUCUUUGAUGUAUUCUUGUGCUGCUUCAAACGCACCAAUAAAUACUACGGUAUCUGUA
Trematomus bernacchii (emerald rockcod) is the source of this 2490-nucleotide messenger RNA. It is a transcript of the gene ndnfl, whose product is annotated as neuron-derived neurotrophic factor, like. Lineage: Eukaryota; Metazoa; Chordata; Actinopteri; Perciformes; Nototheniidae. The coding region runs from base 70 to 1821 and encodes 583 amino acids. The transcript is spliced from 3 exons. The record is from RefSeq and is a predicted model, not a curated record. Gene Ontology annotation, molecular function: protein binding. Gene Ontology annotation, biological process: extracellular matrix organization.